AUGGAUAGUCCGUCUCAACACGAUUAUAUUACAGUGAUAAACGACACCGAAGCUGUAUCUUGUUCAAAUGACAAUGGUUCUGAUUUACCUCAUUUCACAUUGCCCUCUACUUUCUUUAAAACCUACCACUCGCGUUUCAAAAAACUUCCAGCACACUAUCGAUGGGUGAUUUUACUUGGAUUCUCACUACUAUCAUUUUCCUCCGCGUGUCUCUGGAUAACCUUUGCUCCUUGCUUAUACAUCUUCACUGAAUAUUAUUCGCAAUCUCCUUCUUACAUCAAUUUCCUUUCAACCAUCUAUAUGUUCACCUACAUCGUUUUAUUACUCCCUUCGUUAAAGUUCUUCGACAUCUACGGAUUAAGAUUUGGUGUAAUUUUUGGAGCAUUUCUUAAUGCAUUGGGUGCGUUUAUAAGAUUCCUAGGAUCCUUAAGUAAAUCAGGAUUUUGGAUAUUAUUUAUAGGACAGAGUAUUUCCGCCUCCGCACAAGUGUUUAUGUUAGGGAUACCACCUAAGUUGGCGAAUGUUUGGUUUCUAGAAUUUGGGGAGCAAAAUUUUGCCACUUCAAUUGGAGUCACCGCUAACAACGCCGGAGUCGCUGCAGGGUUCAUAUUGUCACCGUGGAUGAUUAAAGAAAAGACGGCAGAAUAUGAUGUACCGAAGUAUCUGUUACUACAAUUCGGCUUUUGUAUAUUGGUCUACUUGUUCUUGAUGUUUACAUUUAGAUCAGCGCCAAGGCUAAUUCAGAGUCGCACGAUCAAACCUGUUAAACACAAAGAUUCCAGGACUCCAUCUUCCACCGCUGUUUCUUUUUCAAACAUUAAUCAUUACAUGACAGAUAAAUCAUUUAUGUUACUAACAAUCUCAUAUGGAAUGAUCACAGGUGGUCAAUACGCACUGAGCACUCUAUUGGCACAAAUGAUCUUGCCGGUGUUUAAAGAAUAUGACGAGGCAGGAGUUGGGUUUCUCGGUUUCUUGAUAGUAAUAUCGGGAAUGAUUGGAUCACUCGUGAUCGGAGUUUAUUUGGACAAUACCUACGCAUACAAAAAAACAUGCCAUGUAUUAUACAUUGGGGCAAUAAUCUCGUUGGGAAUUUUUAAUUUUUCGUUGAAACUUGAAAUUUCGAGUUUAAUGUUUAUAUCAAGCAUAUUAUUCGGUGUGUUUUCCUUUGCGAUAUCCCCGGCGGUCUUUCAAUAUGCAACAAUAAUAACGUCGAAACGAUUUCUAGACGACGAAAUCGCUACAACGGGGAUCCUAAAUACCCUUUCUCAAAUCUGGGGAAUCAUCCUGAUCUCCUUUAUGGGCUCGAUCGAAAAUUUGGAUAGUAAAUAUACAAUGGAAUUACCAAAUUGGGUAUUAUUCUCAAUUGUGUUAUUUGGUUUGAUUUUAUUAUUGUUAAUACCAGCAGAUGGUGAUUUGGGUUCUACAGUUAACCUUCUGUAUGGCGAGGAUGAUUAUAUUGAGGGAAUUAUGGAUGAGGAAGAGAGUUGA
Molecule: messenger RNA, 1488 nt
Organism: Acaulospora morrowiae
Lineage: Eukaryota; Fungi; Glomeromycota; Glomeromycetes; Diversisporales; Acaulosporaceae
Source: the annotation of a GenBank genome assembly